AUGGUGGAGAGUGUUAUCUUGGGGAUGGACUUUCUGUGCGCCAUAGAAACCACAAUACAAUGCGGAACCACUCGCCUACAUCUACGAGGCGUUUGCAUUAAUGACAACGAGCCGAUGACCACCGCCAGACAUGUGAUAACCCAAGGACCCGAGAACAAAAUCCAACGACCCACAACAGAGAACCCAACUACGACAUCCUCAACGGAGAACAAAAUCCGAAGACAAACAAUCAUGGCUCCGCAAUCGUCAACAGAGAACGCAAACGCAAGACAACCAACAGAGAACCCAACCACGACAUCCUCAACGGAGAACAAAAUUCAAAGGCAAACCACCAUGGCUACGACAUCACCAACAGAGAACGCAAACGCAAGGAAACCAACAGAAACCCCCGCUACGACAGAGAGCAAGGAUCAAAAACAAGCAACAGAGAACACGAUAACGAGGAUAACAACAGGAAACACAAACACGAUGGUUUCCACAGAGACCACAAGCACGAGAAUGGCCACCGAGACCACCAUCACGAGAACACCCACAGCGAGCACGAGCAACUGUCACGAACGCUCGGACAAGGAUCACUAG
Drosophila obscura is the source of this 579-nucleotide messenger RNA. RefSeq names its product salivary glue protein Sgs-3-like. Lineage: Eukaryota; Metazoa; Arthropoda; Insecta; Diptera; Drosophilidae. The record is from RefSeq and is a predicted model, not a curated record. The transcript has a single exon. The coding region runs from base 1 to 579 and encodes 192 amino acids.